AUGCAUGCAACUAAUAGUUCAAUUAUAAUAGAUUCGGCAAUCCGACUGCCAUCGGAUAAUUCCAUAUUAUUGGGUGAGACUAGUAUUUUACCCAAUUUACCACCCUUUGAUACAACUGAAGAUGUCAUAGAUUUUAUUAUUCAGAAUGAAAUAGACAUACCUGAUGUGAUACCAUUGCCAUGGUAUGAUACUUUAGAAAUAAUAGUAGAAAAAGACCCCAUUAUUGACGCUCCUAAUAAAUGCUCUUCUCCUCAGAAUAACGCAUCAUCCAUACCAGCCAUUCCCAGUUGCAGCAAUAACACUAAUCAAGCAAAAAAUUCGCUUGAGUCCACAGUUGAUAGUCAGACUGCAAUAAAGUCUGUAAUAGAUCCCACUAAUAGUAUUAAUUCAUCGAAUGAUACAAAUCCAUCCAAUCCACUAGAAGGAUUUUUGAAAAUACCGGAUUUACCACAAAAGAAAUUUAAAGUUACAAAAAAAAUGCCUGCACCUUAUGGAUUAACAGGGCUCAAAUACAAAGAAUAUUUAAAAAAUCAGGACGAUGAGAAAAAAAUUAAGGAGGAAGAAUUAGCGAAUAAAAGAAAGGAACGAGAAGAAAAAAGACUGAACAAACAAAAAUCUCAAAGCAAAAAACGUGUUCAACUGAAACGCCCAAAAAAUCCCCUUAAAAAAGCAAGCUAA
Messenger RNA from Parnassius apollo (apollo), 678 nucleotides. NCBI's taxonomy places the organism in Eukaryota, Metazoa, Arthropoda, Insecta, Lepidoptera, Papilionidae. The record is from the annotation of a GenBank genome assembly.